Molecule: messenger RNA, 1148 nt
Organism: Calliphora vicina (urban bluebottle blowfly)
Lineage: Eukaryota; Metazoa; Arthropoda; Insecta; Diptera; Calliphoridae
Exons: 2
Coding region: 136-993 (285 amino acids)
Biological process (GO): vacuolar proton-transporting V-type ATPase complex assembly
Cellular component (GO): endomembrane system
Source: RefSeq, a predicted model, not a curated record
GAAGACAUUAACAAACAACUUGAACAUAAUUAUCAACGAGUGGAAAACUCCUUUGCUGUAAAGGAAGAAGAAAUUGCAGAAUUGUAUACAGAUUUACAAUUAAAACUUAAUAUACCCAAGUAGUUAUUUUAUAAAAUGGACUCUAUAACAACCAUUAAAGAUAGCCGCAUUAAGGUAACAGCCUCCAAAAACCUUAUAGAUUUACUGGAAAAACAUAAAACUCAUUUAAACGAAGUACCCGAAAAUAUACGCAAAUUUCUACAAAGUCAUGCUAUACAACUGUCCUCAAAUGUAGAGAUUAUAAAAGAAAACACCACACAAAAAACCCAGGUUAUUAAUUUAAAACUUUUGAAAGAAUUACUUAAAGAGGAAAUUUCCGAGAAUUCAACUAAAAUCCCGGAAGAGAAUAAAUCCACAAAUAACAGCAAAAAUACCAAAUCAAAUAUAGACUUGCAUUUAUAUUUAAGUGAUUUACGUUGGUUAAGUAAUUUUUUGACAAAACUGCGCAAAGAUCAAGGUUUGGACGUAUACUUAAAUGAUGUUUUAGAAACCUGUCAAUUGGAAUUACCUCAGAAUGAGAUCAUUAAAAGAAACCCUGAAUUGGAGGCACGCUGCCAAAGACUGCGUGAUGAACAACAAAAUUUAGAAUAUCGCAAAAUGACAAAAAAUGUAGAUGCCGUACUCCAACACUAUCCCGAGGAUACUGUGGCCUAUCAAAUCAAAGCUAUAAAUAGCCAAAUUAUAGCAGUGCUACAGUUCGUCUUCUCGGUAGCGGCAGGUUUUGCUUUUGGUUUUCUUGGCAUAAAUCUAAUCAUUGGCAAUAUGGAAUUUGGUCUACGUUUAUUGUUGGGCAUCAUGUGCGCUUUAAUUAUUGCUUUGGCUGAAAUUUACUUCUUAGCAAAGAAACUCCAUGAAUACGACAACACGGUAGAUACCGUUAAUGAGGCCAUGAAGAAAACUGCGCCAUCAAAUAAAAAAAUACAUGCUGACUAGAGGACUUAAGUCAGCUAAUAACAUUAUUGUCUGUCUUAUUUAUAUUUACAUAUAUAAAAAAAUAUCAUGUUAAAGUUAAUAUAAUAUAUACUAUAUUUAAAUUCCCACUUAUUUAAUAUAUUUUAAAACCUUGUUUGGUAUUACACAUUAUAAAA